AUGCGUCAGCUUGUGGAUGUGUCCUGUUCCGCAGCGGACGUCGCCGCAUUGCUCUUCGCCGCGGGGGCGCCGGUUGCGGCACCACAUAGUGAUAGACCAUUGCCGACCACCCUUACAUGUGCGGUGCCGACAUCGCUGCUGUCGGCUGAGGUACAGAGAGCAGGAUCACCAGCAAGGUCGCUGGCUGGACUUGUUGAUCCAAUGGGGUUUAUCCGCGUGAGUUCGAAACUCAUCCGGAUCACCAGUUGA
This is a messenger RNA of Haemonchus placei, 249 nucleotides long. Lineage: Eukaryota; Metazoa; Nematoda; Chromadorea; Rhabditida; Trichostrongylidae. The record is from the annotation of a GenBank genome assembly.